This is a messenger RNA of Aspergillus alliaceus, 2476 nucleotides long. Its product is annotated as RING-type E3 ubiquitin transferase MAG2. The record is from RefSeq and is a predicted model, not a curated record. The transcript is spliced from 2 exons. Gene Ontology annotation, molecular function: transcription cis-regulatory region binding; metal ion binding. Gene Ontology annotation, biological process: positive regulation of transcription by RNA polymerase II. Lineage: Eukaryota; Fungi; Ascomycota; Eurotiomycetes; Eurotiales; Aspergillaceae. Bases 237 to 2447 code for a protein of 736 amino acids.
CUCGCUUUCGUCAGGAGAAGGAUCAGGAAUACUGGCGCUUCUCCUCGCCUGGUGCUACCCUUCGGGGUCCUCACUGUGAUGACUGUGCGUAUUAUUAGAUUUUUCUGCUACUUGAGCUCUUGAUAUCGUGGCGUCUACAGAAAGGUUCAAUUCUCCGCUAUCCUUCCAACAGUGCUCUCACUCCUCUCCCCUCUGUAGGAUAGGAUCGCUUCUCGAAUUGAGGGUGUACAUGAGAAAUGUCGUCAAAUUCUGGCCAGAUUCCGACCCCUUCUAAAGCAGUCAAUAUCCCAAAUCAGUCGGUAUCUACGACAUACUACUCCACCUCCUCGUUUGAUAACGGCUCCCAAAGACGCGCAGGAGGCUCUGGUAGUUUCGGAGCAGGUUUGACAUCGAGGACUACAAGCGCUCCUAGGAACAACCAGACACGAAAAUCUCAACAUAAGCGACAAAGACGCCCUCGGCUAGAUGAUGAGGAGUAUACGGAGGCUGCCAUCAUGAGGUCGACAAAUAGCCGCAAAGGACAAACGUCCAUCACUCAUCUGAUGAAUUUCUCUAUUCCUCGUCCCCAGCACCAUCCCCCACAACGAAACACCCGUCGAUAUGCGUCCUGGGGACUAGGAUCCGGACACCAUGCCAUGGACAAGGCUCGUUAUGUCCACGCCAACUAUCGAUUUAUAGUGACACCAAACCGAGGUUACCAUGCACAGGCAGCUAAUGCCGACGUCCACUUGGACUGGGAUUCCGUGCUUCAAGUGUUGGUCUCAGCUCAGACUCAGUCUGCCAGCUGUCCGAUAUGCUUAUCCACGCCAGUAGCACCUCGAAUGGCUCGUUGCGGCCAUAUAUUCUGCCUUCCUUGCAUCAUUAGAUACAUGCACUCAACGGAUGAAGAAAACCUAGUGCCUGAGAAGAAGGCACGUUGGAAAAAAUGCCCUAUCUGUUGGGAUACUAUAUAUAUCACAGAAACACGCCCUGUACGAUGGUUCCGUGGUCAAGAAAGUGACCUACCUUUUGAAGGUGGUGACGUUGUUUUGAGACUGGUGAAAAGAGAACCGAAAAGUACUUUGGCUCUUCCCCGGGACGGUGCUCAGAGUAUUGGGCCGGAUGAGGAUGUCCCAUGGUACCAUGUCGCGGAAGUUGCCGAUUAUGCUCGCAUCAUGAAAGGGAGUGAAGACUAUAUGGUGUGCCAGUACGACAAUGAGAUAGAAGAUCUUCGGCGUCAAGAAGCAGAAGAUGAGGUUUUGUUUGGUGACGAGACUACGUGGACCCAAAAAGCGAUUGCAGCUAUCUGUGACGCUAAAACAAAGGUGCAAGGGAUUGGUAACCCGCCCGAAAUUCCGCAAAAGAUUGCACCCGGUGGGCUACCGAGAGAACCAAUUCCUGUUCAGCCACUGCCGGAUGAAGUUGCGACAAUGCAUACAUCGCGGCAUAACCUAAAAUCUGGAAAGAUCGUCCCUACAGAACCUUUGCAGUCAGGUGCCGGCCCUUCUACGUCAGGCACACAGAGUGAUGUGGAUUGUGCAACAGGGACAUUAGAGCGUGUUCACAUCGAUCCAACGCAUAGGACGAAGGCUAAACGGAGAGAUCCUGGCACCGCUCGGGCGUCCAUAUUGUACGAUCGGACCCGAGAAACAAACGGCCCUCAUCCUCCUGACUGCCCAUUCUACUUUUAUCAGGCACUACCUCAUUUCUAUCUCUCUCCCCUCGAUAUUCGCAUUCUCAAGGCUGCGUUUGGUGACUAUUCCCUGUUCCCUGCGACCAUUCUCCCUCGAGUUGAACACAUAUCCACCGGUCAUAUCGUUGAUGAUGAGCUCCGAAAGCGAGUUAAAUACCUCGGUCAUCUCCCACAGGGGUGUGAAGUAAGCUUUCUCGAAUGUGAUUGGAGGGAUGUAGUCGGACCAGAUAUCCUAGAGCGCUUUGCCGCAGAAACUGAGAGGAGAAGGAAGAGAAACAGGGAAAAAGAGGCCCGCGAAGAAAAAGAUCGUGUCCGGGCUGAGAAAGAGGAUGAGAAACAUUGGGCUGCAGUUCGCCGCAACAGGAGGUCAAGCGUCAGUGCCAUUGAUCCACCGUUCUUUGACCACGAUUUUGAGCCUUUAGCGAGCGGUUCUUCGGGCUCUGGCCCGUCAAACCAUCAUUCAUCUACAUCGCCUCCUCAAUCCUCACAUCCUGGAGCUUCUAUAUCGCCAUCAAACAGCCCUCUAGGGGCUCGCACCGUAUGGGGAACUGCCGCUAUUCCAACGCUCGCGCAGGAAGCACAUUUACAUUCCGGGGCUACAUCCUACGAUGGCUGGCUUGACGGUUGGGAGGAGGAGCUGUUGGCCCAACAGGAACACGAAUUACUGGCUCAAACGGCUGCCAGUGAAAACAACCCUCCUCCGCCCAGUGGCGGAAAGAAGAAAAAGAACAAGAAAAUUACACUCAUGUCAACCAACAUCCAGAGGGGUGCAUGACCUUUCUCUCUCAUCCUGUAACUAAUGAC